Molecule: messenger RNA, 4117 nt
Organism: Varroa destructor (honeybee mite)
Lineage: Eukaryota; Metazoa; Arthropoda; Arachnida; Mesostigmata; Varroidae
Product: acylamino-acid-releasing enzyme-like
Biological process (GO): proteolysis
Molecular function (GO): serine-type endopeptidase activity
Source: RefSeq, a predicted model, not a curated record
ACCCAAGGAUCCCUGCAGUGGGACUGAUAGCAUGUCCGGAGGCCGUGUCUGUCUGGUCGAGCACUCUGUACAUUGUCAUAUAUAAUUAAGCGUGCUAUGAGUGAAGUAGCAAUGUCGGAGAGUAAAGAGACGCUUGAAGCGCUCGACUCAAUUAGCGUUCCCGAUCAGGACCAGUCAGUCGAGAUGCGAGAAGCGGGUCCCGAAGCGACUGCCGGCGCCGCAGCCGGCCCACAUCAACUGGUUGUAGUGCACAAUCUCACCAGCUUGGACGGGACCCUUGUGAACAACGGCACGCCGGGAAUCACCACCCCCAGCAAAGGGACAAGAUACCGCCAGCGGUACCGACGAGAAUGGGAGGAUAUUCCCCAAUUCAAAGGUUGGCUGAGCUGUGUGCCGGAGAAUCCAUGUCUCGCGUUAUGCAAACACUGCAAGAUUACGUUCACAGCAAAAAUAUCCGAUAUAAAAUCGCACUCAAACUCGAAUCGGCACCGCGCCGCGUCAACAGGGACUACGUCGAUUUUUAAAUACAGCAAAAAAGUUAUGGGAUCGACUGUCAAAAGCACGGGCGUUCCGUCCCUCGACGCGACAAAUAUUGUGUCGAUGUACCGUGAACUCGCCCGAGUCCCUCAACCUGUGGAUGCGUUUGCUUCAUAUACACCUGACGGACGGACCAUUCAUUUAACUACAGUGUGGGAAAGUUCCGACACGGAAAUGGGUAAGAAAGUUCGCUUUACAAGGCAUCAUACCUCUGCGUUUGAUAAUCAGGGCCCGCUAUCAUUUCAUCAGGUCGGCCAUGCUCAGGAGGUCGAAUCCAAUUCACUGAUAGCGAUCUCGAAUAGCGGCUCUUUCCGCGCGGUGCUAAAGGAGGUGACUCGAAAUUCGGAGACCAGACAGUACAUCGAAAUUUGGGAUGCCACUACAAAGUUAGACUGUCUCGAUCUAGAGUCGGCCGGAGUUCACGGCAAGGUUCACACAACGGGCAGCUUUGCCUCCUUCCAAUGGGGUCACAUUGAGAACAAGCUGCUCUAUAUUGCAGAGCGAAAACCUGCGAAAAAGGACUCAUACUUCACCCGUAAGUUGGCGUUAGACGCCGAACGUGGUACCGAAUAUCAGUUGGACGAGUCCUAUGGAGAGCAGCAGGAAGAGCACGUUUCUCCUGUGAUCUGUGUACUCAAUGUUGCUAACAUGGCCGUCAGCGUUAUUCAAGAUUUUCCCGAUUUGUGCGCUCCUGCCCAGGCCAUAUGGGCACCCGACGAUAACGGUAUCGUGUUCGUUGGAUUCCAACAGUACGCCUAUAAACUAGGCUUGACCUACUGCAAAAAUCGUCAUUCGAAACUGUAUGUCUACGACUUGGAGCAGCAUACCUUUUGCACAAUUGGCGAAACGGACAAAGCUAUCUAUUCGCCAAGGUUUAGUCCGGAUGGAACGACAUUGGUCUAUCUUCAAAGCGAGGUGGGUGGACCUCACGGUCAGAGCUGUCAACUGAUGAAGUGCUCCUGGGAAAAGAAGGAAAUUCUACUUAUCGUCGAUACCAUUCAGAACCCAACAAGCCUUGAGUUUCCUGGCCUUUAUAUUGAGGAACUGCCUCGCCAUUGUUGGGCGGCUGACAACAUAACCGUUGUAGUAUCAUCAAACUGGCAUUCGAAGGUCGAACUUCUCGCUGUAAAUACUCUUAGUGGCGAUCUGAUUAAAUUGAGCAGAGAUGAAGCUGUCGGCCGCUGGCAGGCUCUAUGUAUACGUGAUAAUAUUGUUAUUGCAUCGCUGUCCUCCCUCAACGCCAUGCCACAGGUCGCAGUUGGUGUGCUGACAGCUGAUGGCGGAGUGAAUUACUGGGCAUCGAUCGAUUCCGAUGAGUCAAAGGUGCAGGGAAUUUGCUGGUACAUUUUACAGUUUGCCCCGCCUGAUGACAGCCACCAGAUCUUCGAAGCCAUUCUUAUAUCGCAUAAAAACGAGAAAGAGCUUCCGCUGAUUGUGUGGCCACACGGCGGUCCGCAUGCCGUGUUCCAUGCCGGUUUCCAGGUUUGGCCAAUUCUUUUUGUGAAAUGUGGUUUUGCGGUUCUUCUAGUCAACUAUCGAGGAUCGAUCGGAUUCGGCGACGAGAAUCUGCGCUCUUUGGCAGGAAAGAUCGGCGUACAAGACGUUUUUGAUGUACAGUGCGCCGCCGAAGUGACAGCCCAGCGUGAGGAAAUUAAUCCGGCAAAAAUUGUUAUUUUUGGUGGAAGUCAUGGUGGAUUUCUUACAACCCACGCCAUUGGUCAGUAUCCAGAGUUCUAUAAAGCAGCGGCUAUGCGCAACCCUGUCGUUGAUCUGUCGAUGAACGGUCCCACAGAUAUUCCUGACUGGUAUUGGUAUGAGGGUGGACUGGCUGGUGAUUUCAUGUUCGACAGUUUGCCGGAUGGGGAAGAUCUUAAAAAUCUAUGGAUGAAAAGCCCUAUCCGAUACGCUAAAAACAUUAUGACACCAACAUUUUUGCUGCUGGGUAGUGAAGAUCGACGCGUUGACAUGGCUCAAGGCAUGAAACUGUAUAAGCACCUCAAAGCAAGAGGGGUGCCUACUCGAUGCAACGUCUAUAAUGACGGCCACGCCCUAUCAAAACCUGCACAUGACGCAGACUGCUUUGUCAACACCGUACUGUGGUUUAAAAAAUUCCUUGCCUAAGCAACUUGCGGGUAAACGUUGACCCACAUCAGAAAUGGAAGUUGCAGAUUCGACUAACGAUCUCUAACUCUAGAGGGGUGCGUUGAAGAGGGUUGUGCUGACAGAGGCAGGGGCGCCUGAAGUUUCUGUACAAAUGGGGUAGAGUUAAAAGGCGAUUGGACGGAAUCCUUCGGAACGUUCGCCUGUGAGGCGGCUGUCCUGAAUAACAACCAGUGUAGCGGUAAAAACGCGAAAAUGGCACAAGGCGGGAUUAAAGUACAGCCGCAGGACUCAAUACACCGGCAAGAAUAUUUAAUGCUGGUCAGCUAAUUCAGUUAAAUUAAUUAACGUGUGGAUACAAACAUUUUUGUUUCAAUCAUUGUGUGCGUGCAUGUGCAUAUCUAAAUCCUUGGCGAACGAAUGGACUCUCUGGAUCGGGAUCUUGAAUCGGGGGGAGGGACUUAGGGGAACGUCUAUUCAACUUAUUUGGAAUUUUCACUGAGACGGUCAUUGCUCCAUUUCUGCUGUGCUGUCACAAAAUAUCCUCAGUUGUAUACUAUCGUAUUUAUACUUUAUGAUAUUAGUGGGGAGUGGUCUAAGUGUAACCAAGUGUAAAAAUUCACUUGCGAUACAGUUUCUUGUGAAAAUCAUUCUUACCCAUUGCUCGUUCGGGUGAAUAGUCGUAUUGUAUAUAAUCAUGUAUAUGAAAUGACCGAGACAGAUUACAUACUAUGUAGUAACUGCGCACGUACAUAACCAUAUGCAUUCAUAAUCAUAUUCCUUGGCAUUCGAUCGUCCUGAUUCACCAUCAGGGCCCUAUAUGGACACCGAACACAGCCUUUGUACUCUGCCUCCUGGAUCAUUGUUAUUUCUCAGCAAAACAAAUAUGCAUCACAGUUCCGCAAUAUAUUCUAACUGCUGAGAAGAGAGAAUUCAAGAAGCCUACGAAUUUUCCUCGAAUUUUCCCGCACGUCCUGCUCGUGCAAGGCUAUUUAAUCUUUGUAAGAUGGUAUACAAUUCAUUGAAUAAUAAUAUUGGACAUCAUUGUUUAUCUGGUCCAGAUUACGUCGCAUUUAUUAAUGUAUAGCAAGCUAUCAUUGAAAGCAAAAUAAACAAUUUGAUUAGCAAAACGUUCCAGAGGAGUGUGUGCUUAAUAAGGAUUUCAUUCGGAAUUGAAAUCUUUUCCAGUAAGUACUAAAAGUACGUCUAGAGCUACAAGAUCUAGCGGCAAAGAAGCCCGACCAAACUUCGAUGUGGCUGUCACAAACAUGAGGAAACAGACAAGAUUUACGCAAAAUUAUGCCCUAAUCCGUCAUACUUUGAGCCGUGUGCAAUAUGGAUCCAUGCCAAACAAAUAAACUAGGCUUCGCUGCUGGUUUGCUAAUACACGCGGUAGGCUAAGGUAUUUUGCAGAAUAAGAAAGUGAGUAAUAAAUGGUAUUUUCACCCUAAGAAAUUUAUGUUAAGCAAUGUUGAUGAAA